UUUGACGCGUAAAAACCGAAUCUGAAAACUAAAAUCGUCGUUCUCUACUGCGAAGAGAGAUAUUAAUAGACAAAGUUGAGGGCGCGUUAGGUUAGAAAAUCUGUCAUACCGUCUAUCUGUAACUGUGUGGGCCUUCGCCCCUCAGACUCCCCGCACGUGGCGUGGUGUGGGCCGUAGUCUUUUGUGAGAAAUUCACUCUUUAGCUUAAGCACAAGUGAUCGCGGCCGCACCCUAUCAUGGUGCGGGGGUUUGGGGGGCGAAGUCCCCCAGUCACACAGCUAGAGAUAAACAAUAUGACAGAUUUUCUAACCUAACGCACCUCUUUGUCUAUUAAUAUCUCGCUUCGCAGUAAAGAGCGACGAUUUUGUCAAAUAAAAAAGUUGUUUCUUUAACAAAAACGCGUCGAUUGAGCCUACUUUCAUCGAAAUUGGAGGUGAGGGGCCUAAACUGAAUAAUUACCUUGUGAUAACUCCAAAAAAGGAAGCAGGAGUCAUAAAAUGGCGGUUCUGCCGGCGCGCGCGUCUCAUUUCCGGUAGAUUGCUGUGGCACUUUUGCGCAUGUACGAUUAAUUGUGUCUCUUGCGACGAUUGCUUCGACGAGUAUUCUGCGUAUCCUUCGAUUACGUGGGAAAUCUAGAGGCAUCGUCGAGUGUUGUCACAUUAAAUAUCAGGUCGAGCAUGGACGCUCGAGGCUCCUUAUCAAGAACGUAAAUCCAAGUUAUUCGUUUAUUGCUUGGGAAAUUGACAAGUGAGAGCAAGGCCAAGAUGUAUCUGUACAAUUUGACUCUCCAGCGUGCCACAGGCAUUACGCAUGCAGUACAUGGCAAUUUCUCAGGCAGCAAGAUGCAAGAAAUCCUAGUAUCUCGCGGCAAAUCGUUAGAACUGUUAAGACCAGAUCCAAAUACAGGGAAAGUACAUACUUUGCUGACUGUUGAAGUAUUUGGCAUUGUGAGGUCUUUAAUGGCAUUCAGGCUAACUGGUGGAACAAAAGAUUACAUUGUGGUUGGUUCUGAUUCUGGCCGUAUAGUAAUUCUGGAAUAUAUAUCUGCCAAGAAUAUCUUUGAGAAAGUACACCAGGAAACUUUUGGAAAGAGUGGAUGCAGGCGUAUCGUGCCUGGCCAGUAUCUAGCUAUUGAUCCUAAGGGCAGAGCAGUUAUGAUAGGUGCCAUUGAGAAGCAAAAACUUGUGUAUAUUCUGAACAGAGAUGCUGAGGCACGCCUGACCAUUUCUUCACCGUUGGAAGCACACAAGAGCAACACCUUGGUGUACCAUACAGUUGGUGUGGAUGUUGGCUUUGAGAAUCCUAUGUUUGCAUGCCUGGAGAUUGAUUAUGAAGAAGCAGACAGCGAUCCCACUGGAGAUGCAGCAGUGAAGACGCAGCAGACAUUGACAUUAUACGAACUGGACCUCGGCUUGAACCAUGUAGUACGAAAAUACAGCGAACCACUCGAGGAGCACGCGAAUUUCCUCGUGUCAGUGCCCGGCGGCAAUGACGGUCCUAGUGGCGUACUUAUUUGCUCCGAGAACUAUCUCACUUACAAAAAUCUGGGCGAUCAGCACGACAUUCGUUGUCCUAUCCCACGACGACGAAAUGAUCUAGAUGAUCCAGAGAGAGGCAUGAUAUUCGUUUGCUCGGCCACACAUAAGACAAAAAGUAUGUUCUUCUUUCUUGCUCAGACCGAGCAGGGGGAUAUCUUUAAGAUCACGCUUGAAACCGACGACGAUAUGGUGACGGAGAUCAAACUAAAAUACUUCGACACCGUGCCCGUGGCGGCGAGUAUGUGUGUUCUUAAGACGGGAUUCUUAUUUGUCGCAUCAGAAUUUGGAAACCAUUAUUUGUAUCAAAUUGCUCAUCUCGGCGACGACGAUGACGAGCCUGAAUUCAGUUCCGCCAUGCCGUUAGAAGAGGGUGAUACCUUUUUCUUUGCACCGCGACCGCUGCGAAAUUUGGUGCUGGUGGACGAAAUGGACAGCCUCUCGCCUAUAAUGGCUUGCCAGGUGGCGGAUCUGGCGAACGAAGAUACACCGCAAUUGUAUAUCGCUUGCGGCAGAGGUCCACGAUCCACUCUACGAGUAUUACGUCAUGGACUCGAGGUUUCCGAGAUGGCCGUGAGUGAAUUGCCCGGUAACCCAAACGCUGUAUGGACUGUGAAGAGAAGAAUUGAUGAGGAAUAUGAUGCAUACAUCAUAGUGUCCUUCGUGAAUGCUACGCUUGUACUCAGUAUCGGAGAAACUGUAGAGGAAGUGACGGACUCGGGUUUUCUCGGUACAACACCAACCUUGAGUUGCUCCGCUUUGGGCGAGGACGCGUUGGUGCAGGUUUAUCCGGACGGAAUACGCCACAUUCGUGCGGAUAAGCGCGUAAACGAGUGGAAAGCACCUGGCAAGAAGACUAUCGUCAAGUGUGCCGUUAAUCAGCGUCAAGUAGUUAUCGCUCUCACCGGGGGCGAACUAGUUUACUUCGAAAUGGAUCCUACCGGGCAGUUGAACGAGUACACGGAAAGGAAGAAGAUGCCCUCGGAAGUUAUGUGCAUGGCUCUAGGUAAUGUGGCCGUUGGCGAGCAACGGUCGUGGUUUUUGGCCGUUGGCCUGCAAGACAACACGGUGAGGAUAAUCUCGUUGGAUCCAUCGGACUGUCUAGCGCCGAGGAGUAUGCAAGCGUUGCCAGCAGCCGCGGAGAGUUUGUGUAUCGUGGAAAUGGGUGUUAAGGAUGCCGAUAAUUCUGAGGAUUCGGCGCCGCAACAAUCCAGUUUGUAUUUGAACAUAGGUUUGCAAAACGGUGUGUUACUCAGAACCGUGCUGGAUCCAAUUUCCGGCGACCUCGCGGACACAAGAACGCGUUACCUAGGUUCUCGACCAGUAAAGCUCUUCAGAAUACGAAUGCAAGGCAACCAAGCGGUACUGGCGAUGAGCAGCAGAUCGUGGCUCAGUUACUACUAUCAGAAUCGCUUUCAUCUGACCCCACUUUCUUACGAGAGCCUAGAAUUCGCGUCGGGUUUCAGUUCCGAACAGUGCCCGGAGGGUAUCGUCGCCAUAUCGACAAAUACUCUGAGAAUUUUGGCGCUCGAGAAACUCGGCGCAGUAUUUAAUCAAGUGAGCUUUCCCUUGGAGUACACACCACGGAAGUUCGCGAUACACACCGAUUCCGCGCAUCUGGUAGUCAUCGAGACCGAGCAUAACGCCUAUACAGAUGAAACGAAACAACAAAGACGGCUGCAGAUGGCGGAGGAAAUGCAGGAGGCCGCAGGUGCGGACGAGGCCGCUGUUGCCAGAGAACUAGCGGAAGCAUUCUUGUCGGAAGAACCCAACGAAGCUGUUUUUGGCGCUCCGAGAGCGGGCCCAGGUCUCUGGGCAUCUUCGUUGAGAAUAAUGGCACCUACUACUGGUCAAACUUUCGAAAUGCAUCGUUUUGAACAGAACUUGGCUGCUCUUUGCCUAUGCCUGGUAAAAUUCGCCAAUCAAGGAGACCAGAUGUUCCUUAUAGUUGGAGUUGCGAAGGACUUUCAAUUAAAUCCCAGGGUUAGCAAUGGUGGAUUUCUUUAUACGUAUAAGGUUAAUUCGGAAUGUAUGAACAUCGAGCUUCUGCACAAAUCUCCGUUGGACGAAGUUCCUCUGGCCAUUUGUCCAUAUCAGGGCCGGGUAUUAGUGGGAGUAGGAAGAAUGCUACGGCUCUACGACAUGGGUAAGAAGAAAUUACUGCGAAAAUGUGAGAACAAACACAUUCCGAACGCCGUGGUGUCCAUCAACGCUAUCGGUCAGCGGAUUUACGUUAGCGACGUGCAGGAGUCGGUGUACGCUGUAAGAUAUAAGCGCCAAGAGAAUCAACUUAUCGUUUUCGCGGACGACACGCAUCCCAGGUGGAUCACGACGACGUGCGUGUUAGAUUACGACACUGUGGCUACCGCCGAUAAAUUCGGGAAUAUAGCUGUGAUACGAUUAGCUACCGGCAUUAACGACGACGUGGACGAAGAUCCCACGGGUAAUAAAGCCCUGUGGGAUCGAGGAUUGUUGAAUGGUGCGAGCCAGAAGGCGGACACGGUAGCUUGUUUCCAUGUCGGUGAGACGGUGAUGUCGCUGCAGAAGGCGACUCUUAUACCUGGUGGCUCCGAGAGUCUGGUUUACACGACUCUGAGCGGAACGGUGGGCGUCCUCGUGCCGUUUACCAGCCACGAGGAUCACGAUUUUUUCCAGCAUCUCGAGAUGCACAUGAGAUCCGAACAUCCGCCGUUGUGCGGCAGGGAUCAUCUGUCUUUCAGAUCGUACUACUAUCCUGUGAAAAAUGUCAUCGACGGUGAUCUCUGUGAACAAUUCAAUUCGAUCGAGCCAGCGAAGCAAAAGAGCAUUUCGGGCGAUCUCGAGAGAACUCCAUCUGAGGUGUCAAAGAAACUAGAGGACAUUCGUACGCGUUAUGCGUUUUAAACUUGACGACGAGUGGUGUUCUUUGAUGCAUCGGCACACUUCACCGUUUCAACGUACAAUUUUCGCACUUUCGUGCAAAAGAUUAUUUCGGGAAGUCAUUUUUUUUUUGUCGUAAACUUAUUAAUUCCGCUCUUCAUGCACGCUUAAUAUUUAUUCCGAAAUUAGUGUUGCAGAAUUUCUCAAGCGACCUAACUGCUCACGCGGCACCAUGUUCCGUAUAUGCAAUACGACGAUAAAACUAAAUUAAAAAUCGAAUAAAAUAAAAAUUACAUAUUUUGUACGUGUAAUGAAAAAUGUUAUAUAUUAUCUGAAUACAUGUAUUCAGAUUAAUAUUGCACGCGUAAAUUUGAUUCUUUAGGGUGUACGUUAUACAGAAGUAUACUUUAUAUUCAAUUUCUCAAUUUAAUGGAACUGUUGUUACAGUCCCAUGGAAAAUGAAAGGUAUUUUAAUAACUUUAAGAAAUUAUAUAUAUAUAUAUUUCUCUGUAAGUUUUGUAUCCCUGUAACAAUUAGCAAACAGCUAUGAGAGAGAACGUGUUAAUUUGAAAAAUGGAAAAAAAUAUGUAUAACUAGUGAAUUCUUUUUUUUAACAUGUAGAUUUUAGUUGCACCGUUGUAGAUAUGCAUAUGACGAUAUAAUAUUGUCACUAAGCGCCGCAUAUAAACUGAUGUAUUCAAAUACAAUAGUGAUGAACGAUCGUCACUUGCCGUUGUUCCGCAAGUUUGCACAUUAAAUCAUCUAAUGAAUCUACCAA
This is a messenger RNA of Odontomachus brunneus, 5172 nucleotides long. It is a transcript of the gene Sf3b3, whose product is annotated as splicing factor 3B subunit 3. Gene Ontology annotation, biological process: mRNA splicing, via spliceosome. Gene Ontology annotation, cellular component: nucleus; U2 snRNP. The coding region runs from base 765 to 4418 and encodes 1217 amino acids. The transcript is spliced from 14 exons. NCBI's taxonomy places the organism in Eukaryota, Metazoa, Arthropoda, Insecta, Hymenoptera, Formicidae. Gene Ontology annotation, molecular function: protein binding; U2 snRNA binding. The record is from RefSeq and is a predicted model, not a curated record.